CCAUUGUGCGGAGUGUCUCUGUGUUUUUUCCAAAAAAUUCGUGAAUUUCUGUGAAACGGUGAAAGAAAUUCGUCGUGUUAACACCUCAAGGAUAAUUUAUUGUGUUCAACACCUACAUCGGUGGUGCGUACGGUGAAGUGUUUUUUGGCAGUGCAGUGCCGCUUAAAAGCGAUGUGUAAACUUCGGCUAUCAUUGACUCUUGUCCUGGCAGGGCUGUUGCCCUUCUGGGGUGUGCUCGCGGCCGACGACACCGUCGGCCCGAUAUUCCUACGGGAACCGCCGAACCGCAUCGAUUUCUCCAAUUCCACGGGAUCCGUCGUUGAGUGCAAGGCCAGGGGUAACCCACCACCGGAAAUCAUCUGGGUCCGAUCCGAUGGAACCGCAGUAGGAGAUGUCCCCGGCUUAAGACAAAUUCUCGCCAACGGAAAUCUCGUUUUUCCGCCGUUCCGCGCUGAAGACUAUCGCCAAGAAGUCCACGCCCAGGUCUACUCUUGUCUCGCUAAGAAUACCGUGGGCACUAUUCAUUCUAGGGAUGUUAACGUUCGCGCAGUUGUCCAACAAUUUUAUCAAGCCCGGGUCAUCGACGAGUUUGUCUUGCGUGGAAAUACGGCGAUUCUAAAGUGUUUAGUACCUAGUUUUGUGUCCGAUUUUGUCGAAAUCGAAGCUUGGAUUACGGACGAUGGAAAAACGUUCAAACACCAUAAAGAUAUUUCGAACGAGGAUAGUAAAUAUUUGGUACUUCCAUCUGGUGAAUUACAUAUCAAGGACGUUGGACCAGAAGACGGAUACAAAUCUUACCAAUGCCGCACGAAACAUCGUUUGACUGGUGAAACAAGAUUGAGCGCGACGAAAGGACGAUUGGUCAUCACUGAACCGACGAACAACGUCGCCCCGAAAAAAGACACUGAGAACUUCAAAGGGUGGAAAGUCGUGGACGUUCCUAUUAAGCACGUUGCCUGGUUAACUUGUCAAGUAACAGGUUAUCCCGUUCCGAAAUUUUCAUGGUACAAAUUCGUUGAAGGAACCAACAGGAAACAAGUUAUCCAAUUGAACGACAGGAUUCAUCAGGUAGCCGGCACAUUGAUCAUAAAAGAAGCUUUAGUUGAAGAUUCCGGGAAAUAUUUGUGCGUGGUCAACAACUCUGUUGGUGGAGAAAGCGUUGAAACCGUUCUGACUGUCACUGCACCAUUAAAAGCUAACGUUGAUCCACCUGUUCAAACUAUUGAUUUUGGUAGACCUGCUGUCUUCACUUGCAACUUCGAAGGUAAUCCAAUAAAGACAAUCAGUUGGCUUAAGGAUGGCCACCCAUUAGACCAUACCGAAUCAGUCCUUCGUAUUGAAUCCGUCCGCAAAGAAGAUAAAGGCAUGUACCAAUGUUUUAUUAGAAAUGAUCAAGAGAGUGCAGAAGCCAGCGCUGAACUUAAAUUGGGAGGCCGUUUCGACCCACCUUUCAUCCGUCAAUCAUUCGCUGAGGAAGUACUUGAACCGGGAGCGUCCGUUUUCUUAAAAUGCGUAGCUGGAGGAACUCCUACCCCUGAAAUCACUUGGGAACUCGACGGGCGAAGACUUUCGAAUAACGACAGAUACCAAAUUGGGCAAUACAUCAAAGCUGAAGGCGACGUUGUUUCUGUUCUCAACAUCUCUGCAAUUCAUACCAACGAUGGUGGUUUAUACAGAUGCAUCGCUAGUAGCAAGGUUGGAUCCGUUGAACACGCUGCUAGAAUUAAUGUUAAGGGACACCCUCACGUUAGAGCUAUGGAAAAACAGACCAUUGUUGCUGGUGGUACUUUGGUUGUGCAUUGUCCUGUUGCUGGGUAUCCUAUUGAAUCAAUUAUUUGGGAAAGAGAUGGCCGUGUUUUACCAAUCAAUAGAAAACAGAAAGUCUUCACCAGUAACGGAACUUUGAUUAUUGUUGAUGUCGAAAGAGGAUCUGACCAAGCAUCUUAUACUUGCGUUGCCAAAAGCCCACAAGGAUUCACUGAUAGAAAUACCGUUGAAGUCCAAGUCAUGGUUCUUCCCAGAAUCGCUCCUUUUGCUUUCGAAGAAAAUCCGAGUGAAAUUGGACAAUACGCUUCGAUAACAUGUGCUGUUUCACAUGGAGAUUUACCAUUGAAAAUAACUUGGAAAGUUAAUGGAAUAAACGUUGAAGAGCUUUCAGGAAUUUUGAUCACUCCAAUCGGAAAACGAAGCAGUUCUUUAACAGUUGAUUCUUUGCUCUAUAGCGACGCUGGAAAUUAUACUUGUCACGCUGAAAAUCGAGCCGGUUUUUCCGAAUAUACUACGAUUUUAGAGGUUAACGUACCACCAAGGUGGAUUUUGGAACCAACUGAUAGAGCUUUUGCUCAAGGUUCUGACGCCGCUAUUGAAUGUAAAGCCGAUGGUUUCCCAAAACCCUCCGUAACAUGGAAAAAAGCAACUGGCGGCCAACCUGGUGAUUACACUGAUUUUAAGCCGAAUAACCCAGAUAUUCGCGUUGAAGACGGUACUUUAAUGAUCAAUAACAUUCAAAAGAAAAAUGAAGGAUAUUAUUUAUGCGAAGCCGUAAAUGGAAUUGGAUCUGGUUUAUCUGCAGUUGUUCUUAUUAGCGUUCAAGCCCCACCACAAUUUGACGUAAAACUCCGCAACCAAACAUCAAGACGAGGUGACCCAGCCGUGCUUCAAUGCGAAGCUAAAGGAGAAAAACCAAUUGGUAUCUUAUGGAACAUCAACCACAAGCGUUUAGAUUCAAAAGGAGACCGAAGAUACACGAUCCGCGAAGAGAUUUUACCAACCGGCGUUUUAUCUGAUUUAAGCAUUAAUGGAACCGAAAGAUCUGAUAGUGCUGUUUUCACUUGUGUAGCCAAUAACGCAUUUGGAAGUGAUGAUACAAGCAUUAACUUAAUUGUACAAGAAGUUCCUGAAGUACCAUAUGGCUUAAAAGUUCUCGACAAAUCUGGUAGAUCCGUUCAAUUAGCUUGGGCAGCACCAUACGAUGGAAAUUCUCAAAUCACCGAAUACCAAGUAGAAUAUAAACCAAGCAAAGCUUCUUGGGAUGUCAUGGAACGAUUAUUGGUACCUGGAGAUACCACCGAAGCCGGAGUAACCAACUUAAAACCUGCAACUACUUAUCAUAUCAGAAUUGUUGCCGAAAACACUUUGGGAAGAAGCGGCCCAUCAGACACUGUUACAAUUAUUACAGCUGAAGAAACGCCCAGUGGUGUACCAACCAACAUUCGUGUUGAAGCUAAUGACCAACGCUCUUUAAAAAUUUUCUGGAAACCACCAGAACGUUCUGAAUGGAAUGGUGACCUCCUUGGAUAUUACGUUGGAAUCAAACAAUCUUCAACAGACAAAUAUGUUUUUAAGACCGUUGAAUUUAACAAAGAAGAUAAAGAACAUCAAUUCCUUAUUUCCGACUUGAAAACCUACACUCAAUACUCAGUCGUUGUCCAAGCUUUUAACAGAAUUGGUUCAGGACCAGUUAGCGAAGCAGUCAAAGCUUACACAGCUGAAGGAGCACCGGAACAACCACCACACGAUACAGUUUGUACCACCUUAACAGCCCAAACAAUUCGCGUUUCAUGGAUGUCCCCUACUUUGGAUUCUGCUAACGGUGUUAUUAAAGGUUACAAAGUUAUUUAUGGUCCAUCUGAUACUUGGUAUGCCGAAAACACCAAAGAUACCAAAAUUACUGCAUCAAGCGAAACUAUUCUUCAUGGUCUCAAAAAGUACACUAACUACAGCAUGGAAGUUUUGGCCUAUACUUCUGGAGGAGACGGAGUUCGUAGCGGAUUAAUUCAUUGCCAAACUGACCAAGAUGCACCUGAAGCACCAAGCGCUUUAAAAGCUCUCGUAAUGUCAUCUGAUUCAAUUCUUGUAAGCUGGAAACCACCAACUGAACCCAACGGAAUCAUCCAACAAUACACCGUUUAUGUACAAGAAGAAGGAAGCGGCUCUGACAAAGUAAAAACGCAAAAAAUUGUUCCUCAUCCGAAACACCAAAAUUUGAAUUAUCAAGCCAAGGGAUUAAAUAGCAUUUUGAAAUAUCAAUUCUGGGUUACUGCAUCGACAAGCAUCGCUGAAGGACAACCAUCAAAGAAAAUUACUGUUUCUCCAAGCUCAAAUGUUCCCGCAAAGAUUGCUUCAUUCGACGAUACAUUCACAACAAUUUACAAAGAAGAUAUGACUCUUCCAUGUUUAUCUGUUGGAAUUCCCGCUCCAAUAAUCACCUGGAAAAUCAAUGGAGUCACUUUCACAUCAAACGAUCGCAUCAGACAACAACAGGAUGGUUCUUUGUUUAUCAGAGAUGUUACACGGACGGAUGCCGGAGAAUAUUCUUGUCACGUUGAAAAUUCAUUUGGUCAAGAUUCUGUUUCCCAUCGAUUGUUGGUAAACGCCCCACCACACGCGCCUCAAGUAUUCUUACCGACUGCUACCACCGAUUCUUUGACCGUUAAACUAAAAGCGCAAGCGACUGAAGUCGAACCAAUCCAUGGAUACUCGAUUCAUUAUAAACCGGAAUUUGGAAGUUGGGAAACUGUGCAAGUACCGGCUAGCACUGAAACGUACACUCUUACUAAAUUGCUUUGUGGAACUCGUUAUCAAGUUUUUGUAACCGCCUACAACAGCAUUGGAAUGGGUGAUCCUUCGCCAACCAUGAAUACCAGGACUAAAGGAGAUAAACCAAUCGUUCCGAGCGCUGAAAAAUUCAUUGAAGUUUUAUCUAUGAGUAUUACUCUUCGUAUGAAAGAAUGGUCUGAUGGUGGAUGCCCAAUGUUAUAUUCCGUCGUGGAAACUAGAAAGAAGACUACCAACGAAUGGAUUCAAGUAUCUAACAAUGUUAAAUCUGAUGGGGACUUUGUCGUUUUGGACUUGGACGCAGCCACAUGGUACAAUAUUCGUGUUACAGCCCACAACAACGCUGGAUUUACCGUUGGAGAAUAUGAAUUUGCUACUCUUACUCCCGCUGGAGGAACCAUCGCUCCGAUCAGGGAAACUCCCGACGUCAGGAUCUUAUUCCAAUGGCUUCCCGAAUGGGUCGAUCUUAACAUUGCUGUACCAAUCUGCGCAACAAUUAUUGUUAUUUUGGUCGGAGUUGUUGUUAUUUGCGUUGCAUUAACCAGGCGCAAUCAAGGCCCUACUCAAACUAGACUGCGUAGUGACUAUGACGUCGUUUACAACCAAUCGGUUAAUGCAACAUCUACUUUGGAUAAACGUCGCCCAGAUCUUCGUGAUGAACUUGGCUACAUCGCCCCACCCAAUAGGAAACUUCCCCCGGUUCCAGGAUCUAACUACAACACUUGCGACCGUAUCAAGCGAGGUACCAUAAGUGUAGGCAACCAUUAUCGAUCUCAUUCGACUUGGGACCCCAGGAGACACCUUUAUGAGGAACUGAAUAGCAGACGUGGUUCCAAUGACACUAUCCAUACCCAUCGAGGUAAACAGCACAGAUGCAUGGACGACGAAAUUUGCCCCUACGCUACUUUCCAUCUUCUUGGAUUCCGCGAAGAAAUGGACCCUACUAAAGCCAUGCAAUUCCAAACAUUCCCUCAUCCACAUACCGGCACAAUGGGACCUUCUGGAAUGAACACUCCUCAUCAAAUGCACUCAAGAGCUGGUUCUCAAUCAAUGCCAAGACAAAAUAGACGUUAUGAUAGAGUUGGAUCUCAAGGAAAUGGAAGUAUUUAUUCUCCUGGACCUGAAUAUGAUGAUCCAGCAAAUUGCGCACCAGAAGAUGAACAAUAUGGCUCUCAAUAUGGUGGAUAUAAUAACCCUUACGAUCAAUAUGGAAGUCGUGGAUCAAUCGGACGUCGUUCUUUGGGUUCUUUGAGAGUACAACAGCAAGCCAACAACAGUCCCGAACCGCCACCACCACCACCACGUAACCACGACCCAUCAUUCAACGACUCGAAAGAUAGUAAUGAGAUUUCUGAAGCCGAAUGCGAUAGAGAUCAAUUGAUAAAUACGAAUAGUUAUGGUGUAAUGAGAAAUAGCUCCAAGGAUGGCAUGAACCACGAGGAAAUGAGAAAACUGCUUGAGAGGAAGUCAAACGAAACAGGGCAAGCCAACGGCGGACUCACAGCCUACGAUACUGUGGCAGUGUAAUUUGUAAAUUACAAGAAGAAAUUUACAUUAAUUUAUCCGAUUUUUCGUUAACUUUUUAUUUUUGUGUUAUUAACAUUUUUUUUAACAGCUUG
Onthophagus taurus is the source of this 6176-nucleotide messenger RNA. NCBI's taxonomy places the organism in Eukaryota, Metazoa, Arthropoda, Insecta, Coleoptera, Scarabaeidae. The record is from RefSeq and is a predicted model, not a curated record.